AUGUCCUUGAGCUUUCGUCUGCCACACGUCUCCCAGCAUGAUCAAAGCACGAUACCUUCUUGCUGCAUCUUAAUCGUUCUGCCAGCAGUGGCGCAAAUGUCACCGAUUCAAAGUACAGGACGCUAUCGAAUGCGCAUACGUCGACAUGCUGACGCUUGUGAUGGAUCGAUGAGCGACGCCCAGGCCCUACGGGCACCCGUACCUCCUAGAAAAUGUUCCCACCGUUACUCCAGGAUCGACAGCUACAGCGAUGUACGGACAUCUCGGGAACUGUGGACGGGAUCCACUUCGCAUUGUAUGCGAAUUUCACGUAGCGUCAUCCGCAAACAAUUUCCUGUCAAUCGGCAUUGCAUUUUGACUCAAGAUCUUGCACUUACAUGUUGGACUCGGUCAAUCAAAAGACGUCGACACCUCGCGUUUCCGUUGGCUUACACGGCAAUGUAUGCUAACAAAGCUAACGUGGAUAGAAUUUUUGGCGUCCAUGAUUGGCGGGUUUUAAUACAUGACUCCCUCCACAAUUCCGAUGGCCGGCCCAAGGCAAGAGGUCGGAAAGAAGGCGACCACUGGACAGCUUGGGCCUUCGACCUCAAGUCCAAGCGCUCCAUCUUCUACCUUCACAUGUACGAGGAUGGACGAGUGGCUAGAUUCGGUGCGGAUAAACGCAAGGCAUUUCGAGUGAAGAAGUAUGACCUUAUAUGGAGUGGAGAGGUGACAGCGAAAUAG
Laccaria bicolor S238N-H82 is the source of this 723-nucleotide messenger RNA. RefSeq lists its product as uncharacterized. The transcript is spliced from 6 exons. The record is from RefSeq and is a predicted model, not a curated record. Bases 1 to 723 code for a protein of 240 amino acids. NCBI's taxonomy places the organism in Eukaryota, Fungi, Basidiomycota, Agaricomycetes, Agaricales, Hydnangiaceae.